Styela clava is the source of this 623-nucleotide messenger RNA. NCBI's taxonomy places the organism in Eukaryota, Metazoa, Chordata, Ascidiacea, Stolidobranchia, Styelidae. The record is from RefSeq and is a predicted model, not a curated record.
ACAGAAAUAAUAUUCAUAUAUAUGAGAAACUUGGUAAAAACAUACUACAUAGAAUGUGGAUUCAUCGAACACUGCCUCGAUGUAAUACACUCAGAUGUGUUACUCAUAUUCGAAAACAAUCUACAUCACCAAAAAGUGUUGCAUCUACAAAUCAUGCUCAGAUAUGUCGACAGCAGGACAUCUCGAUGAAAGGAAGAAGUUUGCUUUCACUAGCAGACUAUACUAGAGAAGAUCUUCUUCAUUUAUUGAGCAGUGCUGCUGACCUAAAGUUAAGGAUGAAGCAACUGAACGAAAGAUUCCGCAAGCUGGAAGGAAAAUCACUUGGAAUGAUCUUUGAGAAAACCAGCACACGCACUAAAAUAUCAACAGAAAUUGGAAUGAAUUUGUUAGGAGGACAUUCUUGCGUCAUACCAUAUGAAGACGUUCAGAGCAACGCUAAUGGAGGGUCGGUAAUUAAUUAGAAGCAAGCUUUCGGAUCUUCCGGGAACUCGUUUAUGAAUAUUGAUAAAUCAAUGAAUUAAGACAAUCGUUAAUGUAUCUGCUAACACUCUCGCUAUAGUUCAUAUAUAUACAAUGGAAAUGAGCAGUGAAAAAAAAUACUUUACUCUGUCGAUAUAUAUAUA